UCCCCGGCAGCCUGAGAUCCCAGGAUAUGAGCCGGAAGAGGCAGCGCCUGGUCCCGGACGCCUUUGGGCUGAAGAGGCGGCGGGAACGAGGGCAGGCAGAGGCGGAUCCUCUGAGGGGCGAGUCAGGGUCGGCGCGCGCGGCCGUCGCCGAGCUGGUGCAGCUGUUCCCGCGAAGCCUGUUCGAGGACGCGCUGCCGCCCAUCGCGCUGAGGAGCCAGGUGUACAGCCUUGUGCCCGACCGGACGGCGGCCGACCGGCAGCUGGUGAGUGGCGUCGGAGCGACGGACGGAAGCCGCUUCCCGGCGUCGCGGGCGCUCCCGAGGGUCCCCAUCACCCAGACGAAGGCGCUUCAAGAGCAGGGGGAGAUCAGAAUCAUCCAGCUAGGCUUUGACUUGGACGCCCAUGGAAUUAUCUUCACUGAGGACUACAGGACCAGAGUCCUCAAGGCCUGCGAUGGCCGACCAUAUGCUGGGGCAGUGCAAAAGUUUCUGGCUUCGGUACUUCCAGCCUGUGGGGACCUUAGCUUCCAGCAAGACCAAAUGACACAGACCUUCGGCUUCAGGGACCCAGAGAUCACGCAGCUAGUGAAUGCUGGAGUCCUCACCGUCCGAGAUGCCGGGAGUUGGUGGCUGGCCGUGCCUGGAGCUGGGAGAUUCAUUAAAUAUUUUGUUAAAGGGCGCCAGGCUGUCCUUGGCAUGGUCCGGAAGGCCAAGUACCGGGAGCUACUCCUAUCAGAGCUUUUGGGCCGGCGGGCGCCUGCCGCGGUGCGACUUGGCCUCACCUACCACGUGCAUGACCUCAUUGGGGCCCAGCUGGUGGACUGUGUCUCCACCACUUCUGGAACUCUCCUCCGCCUGCCAGAGACGUGAGGAUUCUGCUUGUCAUUGCAUACCUCCCCAGAGUGGGGUGAGAGGGGCUCAGGAGUACUGUCCAGUGGUGGCUGAGACAGGGUCACCUUGGGAAGGCGAGGGAGCGCGGAUGAGUGUUGGCAUUGUAUCUGCACAAAGGGUCAGACGUGAUUGCUGCUGUUUACCUGGGCUCUGACCCAGUGGUGGGGUUUGGGCAAUGCUUCUCUGCCCUUCCAUGGAAGUGGAGCCUGAAAGCAUGCCAAGGCCAUGGCUGUUGCCUUCCUUGCAGCAAAGUACUGCUGUCACAUUCUUGGGAUAGGAAGAUGGGAUUUCUGGGGAGGCUGGUGAGGGAGGGCAGAAUCCUCUGUCCUACAUGUCGAGGUAAACUGCCAAAUAAAGUACUUCUGC
Messenger RNA from Neomonachus schauinslandi (Hawaiian monk seal), 1256 nucleotides. RefSeq names its product serine/threonine kinase 19 (gene WHR1). Bases 27 to 869 code for a protein of 280 amino acids. The transcript has 7 exons. Gene Ontology annotation, molecular function: protein serine/threonine kinase activity. Gene Ontology annotation, biological process: protein phosphorylation; positive regulation of Ras protein signal transduction. The record is from RefSeq and is a predicted model, not a curated record. NCBI's taxonomy places the organism in Eukaryota, Metazoa, Chordata, Mammalia, Carnivora, Phocidae.